This is a messenger RNA of Phytophthora sojae, 12693 nucleotides long. RefSeq lists its product as hypothetical. The coding region runs from base 1 to 12693 and encodes 4230 amino acids. Gene Ontology annotation, cellular component: dynein complex. The transcript has 5 exons. NCBI's taxonomy places the organism in Eukaryota, Oomycota, Peronosporomycetes, Peronosporales, Peronosporaceae. Gene Ontology annotation, molecular function: ATP binding; dynein intermediate chain binding; minus-end-directed microtubule motor activity. Gene Ontology annotation, biological process: microtubule-based movement. The record is from RefSeq and is a predicted model, not a curated record.
AUGGCGAGCAGCGCGGACGUGACGGCGGCCGAUGUGCUGCCCGUGGGCGACUUCCAGCGCUACCUGCUGGCCACGUGCAUGCCGCUGUUCGGCGAGGGCGCGGCGCUCAGCGUGGACAGCUUCAAGGCCGACCUGGAGGCGUCCGAGGCGACCAUCACUCUGGAUCAGUUCGUGUCCGACUCCGCCACGCGCGUGCUGCAGGUGCACUGCUACCCCGCGCGCGCAGACGAGGACAGCCCCAUGGACGGCUCCGUGCCGGGCUUCCGCGUGCGCGUGAACCUGGGCAUCGAGUACGCGCCCGGCAAGAAGAGCGGCCACGACGUCGUGUGCUUCAUCAAGCGCUUCAGCGCGCCGCUGGCCAAGGACCAGACGCUCAACCACCAGCUGCAGGUCAUGACGCUCGGCCUGGGAUCGUCCUCGUCCUCCCCCGCUGCGGCGGAAGGGGACUCGGACACGGCCACCACCACCAGCGGCGAGAACACGGAGGAGGAGGACGAAGACAGGGGCAACCUGCUCUCGGUCGUGUACAACUACGUGCACCAGUCGUUCACGCCGCUCGUGAACGAGUACUCCAAGGUGCACAUGCCGCAGAGCGAGAUGACCAACCUGAGCGAGGGCACAAGAGGUCUGCCGGCCAUUCGACGCAGGAUGAAGGAGCUCGAGCUCGCCUUGCUUCAGUACCAGCAGAACAUUGAGAUCCCCGAGGUGAACCUGAUCUUCCACCCGGUGAUCCAGCAGGCUGCGGACCUGGACAAGGUGAACGACGUCGUGUUCGUGAACACUAUCCAGGGAGGAGUGAGCAAGUGGAUCAAGGAGAUCCAAAAGGUUACGCGGCUCAUCAACGAGCCUCUGCCGGGAACUGCCAUGCAGGAAAUCAACUUUUGGUGCGAUCUGAAUCGCGCGCUGCUUGCUGUUCAGGAGAAGCUCAAGUCGCCGGAGGUGGAGAUUACGCUGGCCGUGCUGCAGCGCGCCAAGAGAUAUCUGGCAACGGUGACCUUUAGUGCCGACCACGGCCUCGGCCCGGCGAUUCAGCACGUGUCUAGUGUUAUGACGCUGAUGAAGGAGUUCCCGAUGAACUCCAUUUUGUCCGCAACGGACAUCAACCAGCUGAACCAGGGAUUGACGCUCGUCUUCACCCACUUGAAGAAGAUACGCGUGGCUGAUUCUUACAACCUGUCGCGCCUGUUGCGCUUGGUGGAGGUCAUGUCGAGCGACCUCACCCAGCAGGUCAUCAGCCUGUUGCGAGUUUACAGUCUCAUCCAGGUCCCUUUCAACCAGUUCGAGCAGCUCAUCUCUUCGUGCAAGGAGCUUUUCGCGAACUGGCACCGCCAGGUUGCAACGCUUUAUGAUCUAACGAAAGAACUAUUCAAGCGACGAGGAGGAUCAAUCAACACGGAGAAGCUUCCGUUGCUUUCCGAGUUGCAGAUGGAGCAUGCGGCUAUUGAGGAGCGACUGUUAGAGCUCUAUGAAUUCCGAGAGCAGCACGAAAAGCUACGUGAAGUGAUUCAGAGAGUGCUGGGUGGUUCCAAUGGGAUUGGUCUGGAGGAGGCUCGUGGCAGCGAUGGGACAAAUGACGCACUCACUGAAAUUAACUCGGCGUAUUCCCAGUUGAAUUCGCUGGAUCCGCUGGAUGUAUCGGGUGAAGGCGUGACUGCUUGGAAGAACCUGCGCAAAGCGUACGACCUGUGCAUCGACCGUGUGGAAGGGCGAAUUAUCAACAGUCUUACCAGCAGACUGAGCGCUACGUCAAAUGCUGACGAGAUGUUCCGCGUUUUCUCCAAGUACAACGCGCUGUUUUUCCGUCCUCGUAUCCGCAGUGCCGUGCAGCAAUUUCAGAUGCAGUUGAUCGAAAAUGUGAAGGAGGACGUGAGCAACCUCCAAGCCAAGUUCCGUGCGCAUUAUGCUUACUCGGAGGCGUCACGUACAAGCAAGCUUCGCGAUAUCCCGCCUAUUGCUGGUGCGGUAAUGUGGGCCAAGCAAAUUGAACGCAAGCUGAAAAUGCUCCUGUCUCGUGUUGAAAGUGUUCUCGGUGUUGGCUGGGAGCAGCACGUGGAGGGAAAGGCGCUUAAAGCAGCCGCUGAGGCGUUUAUUGCCAAGCUCAACCCGCAGCUAAUCUUCGACCAGUGGGUGAACGAUUUGGCAUCAAUGCCCAUCUUUGACAUCAAGAAUAUUAUUCUGAACAUUGUGACGGAGGACACGCCUCAGGGUGAGAAGAAGAAACUGGUGGUCGCUUUCAACCAGCAAAUCGUGACACUGUUCAAGGAAGUGCGAAACCUGGAGUGGUUGGGCUACCGAGUGCCUUUCACUCUCAAGAUGAUUGCGGAAGAUGCGAAGUCGAAAUACCCGUUUGCAAUGUCUCUGGACGCGAGUCUCAAGACGUACACAAGCUCGUGCCGACGUAUCCAACCCAUUUUUGAAGCACUAACGGCGGCGUAUGUUCGAGAAGUGCGUGCUACCAUUGGCAAGACGUUUACGAAGGGCAACGAAAUGCGAUGGCAUGCAGAUGGGUUGGGCGAGUAUGUUACUGAUCUUGCAACGAAGGUGGAGCGCUUGCACGACAAGGUGGAUGACCUCCUGGAAAGUGUCCGAACUAGCUCAGACUUCCAAGCUGCAGAGGUUCGAGCAGUUUUGGUGAAAAUUCAAGCGCACGUGGACGAACUAAGUUUGGCUGGUUACGCGAAUUUGCAUGUGUUUGUCAAAAACCUGAACACUUUGAUCAGUGGCAUUCUGGGCAAGAAGUUGGAAGUUCUACUGCAACGUUGGGUCUCUUGCUUUGGGCCUCAGGCUGAUGAAAAAUCUUUCCAGGCUGCAGUUGCCGAAGCUGGACUUAGCAUCACAACUCACCAGAUCCUUUUGAAGAACCAGGUCCUGUAUUUGGAACCUUCAGUUGGUGAUGCGCGUCGUGAUUGGUUGGCGCAGCUUCAGAAUUUGUUGAACUCCGUGUGCGACCUGCCAAAGAUUCAGACCUCCUCGUAUGAAAAUGUCUAUGGGAAGUCCACUGUGUCUGCCUUGUCAUCGCCACCUCGUAAGAGUGCCAGCUCGAGGCGGCGUGAGGCUGUGUUCAAGGAAGCUCUUAAUCAGGUGCCUCUUGACUUGCUGCUUAAGGCAUACAGCGUGCUUGAUGUUACUGUGAGUGAUGUGGACAAGUAUGCGUCGACGUGGCUGCAGUAUCAGGCUUUGUGGGAUAUGGAUGCUCAAACUGCAUUGAACAGUGUUGGAGAGGACCUUCGGAAGUGGCAACAAAUUCUGGUGGAAAUUAAAAACGAGCGCAACGCCUUUGAUGCCGUCUUCAACACGAAACGCUUCGGCCCGUUGGUGAUUAACUACCAGCAAGUGCAAGCUCAAGUGAAUGUGAAGUAUGAUGCGUGGCACAACGAGUUCCUUGCUUACUUUGGCGAUCUUCUCCGCGACCAAAUCAACUCGUUCUACUCCACGAUUUCGUCCAAGAGAACGCUACUGGAGCAGCAUGCGCUUGAAGCUGCCACGGCGCAAGUGGUUGCUGCGAUCACGCUUAUCCAAGAAAUGCGCCAGAUGCGAGUCCAGUGGGAAGAAGCAGUGGAGUCGUUUGAACAGGGAGAGCGUUUGCUGAAAAAGCAGCGAUACAGGUUCUCUGCUGACUGGCCGUCAUUGGCUAAUGUGGAGGGCGAGUGGGAAGCGUUCAUCCAGCUCCUUGAGCGGAAGACUGCUGCUAUGGAGAGUCAGUUGCCCCAAUUGCAGGCCAAAAUCAUGGAAGAAAAGAGUGCAUUGGACAGCAAGAUCAGCAAGGCUGUGACUGAAUGGGACAGCGCUAAACCGUUGCAAGGUGGCCAGUCACCGAAGGCAGCCACGGAACUGCUGAUCGUCUACGACACACGCUUCAAGUUGUUGCGUGCUGAACAAGACAAAACUAACGCUGCGCUAGACGCUUUGAACAUUUCCUAUGUGUCGGGAAUGGGAGGGUCUUCACUUGAUGACGAUCGCAGCUCGUACGGUGAUCUUUCAAGGGCAAUGGAAGAACUAUCUGGGUUGGACGAAGUUUGGAAGAGUAUUUCCAAGGUCUGGGCUCACGUUGACGAGCUGCAAGACACACUGUGGUCUGCAGUUCAUCCCCGCAAGGUCCGGAAGCAGCUGGAUGAAAUCGUUGACGAGAUGCGGCGUUUCCCUGCUCGUAUCCAGCAGUAUGAGGCUUUUGAGCAUUACACAUCGUUGAUUCAGUCUCGGAAGGCGAUGAACUCUUUGCUGUCAGAACUGAAGUCUGAUGCCGUUCGUGAUCGUCAUUGGAAGCAAAUUUUGCGGCUGCUGAAUAUCUCAUCUCCGUUCACGGAGUUGACCUUGCGCAGUUUCUGGGAGUCGAAGAUCUCCGCCAAUGAUAACGAGUUGAAGUCAAUCAUUCGUACGGCCCAGGGAGAAAUGGCACUUGACGAAUUUUUGCGCCAAGUGUCGGACUACUGGACCAACUACCAGCUAGAUCUGGUUAAUUACCAGAAUCGCUGCCGAGUCAUUCGUGGGUGGGACGAGAUGUUUGCUAAGCUUGAUGAACACCUGAAUAGUCUGAGCAGUAUGAAGCAGUCACCGUACUACCGCGUGUUUGCAGAGCUGGCGACCAGCUGGGAAGACAAGCUUACAAGAAUCCGAAGCAUCCUGGAUUUUUGGAUUGAUGUCCAAAGGCGUUGGGUGUACCUUGAAGGUAUCUUCUUCGGGUCUGCGGACAUUAAGCAGCAGCUGCCGAAUGAGUUCGCGCGUUUCCAAAGCGUUGAUAACGAGUUCACUUCGACAAUGAAGCGUGUUGCGCACAAGCCCAUGAUUGUGGACGUUGCUAACAUACCGAACUUGUACCAUUCGCUUGAGCGUCAGCAAGACAUGAUGGGCAAUGUUCAGCGUGCCUUGGGUGAAUACUUGGAGAGGCAACGAGCAGCUUUCCCCCGUUUCUAUUUCGUUGGUGAUGAAGAUUUGUUGGAGAUGAUUGGUAACAGCAAGGAACCGAUGCAGAUCCAGCGUCAUCUUUCGAAGAUGUUUGCCGGAAUAUCCUCGUUGGAAAUGGACAACAACACGGGUGUGAUUUUGGGAAUGGCAUCUCGUGAAGGCGAGGUUGUGCAGUUUAAGGAGCCCGUUAAGACCACGGAAGAUACCCGCAUCAACGUAUGGCUGGGUAAGGUGGAGGAGCAGAUGCGCAAAACACUGUCGCUUCUUUUGGAAGAAGCUGUGCGAUCCUACCCUACCGAUGACAGUGCUGACACGUAUUUGAAAUGGGUUUCGGAGUACCCGGCUCAAGUGGUGAUUCUUGCCACCGAAGUGCAAUGGACAAACGAAGUCGAAAAUGUGCUGAAGGCUGGUAGUGGUGACCUGUCACUGGUGUUGGAGCAGUUGGAUAAGCUACUAUUCAUUUUGAGCGACCGCGUUCUCACAGAUGUGAAGAAUGAUGUCCGGAAGAAAUACGAGCAGCUUAUUACCGAGCUUGUGCACCAGAAAAGCGUAACGAAACGUUUGAGUCAAGCCAAGGUUAAUAGCGCUGAGGACUUCCGUUGGUUGUAUCACAUGCGACACUACUUCCAAGCUAAGGAAUCGGACCCGCUCAAGAAACUCACUAUCCAGAUUUCUAAUGCGAGCUUUUCGUAUGGCUUUGAGUAUUUCGGUGUUGGAGAGAGGCUUGUGCAGACGCCUCUGACUGAGCGUUGCUACCUCACGCUGACCCAGGCGUUGGACUUCGGAAUGGGUGGAAACCCGUUCGGUCCGGCUGGUACUGGCAAGACGGAGUCCGUUAAGGCCCUGGGUUCCCACCUAGGUCGUUUUGUAUUGGUGUUCAACUGUGACGAGCACUUUGAUUUCCAAGCGAUGGGACGAAUUUUUGUGGGUCUUUGUCAGGUUGGUGCUUGGGGUUGUUUUGAUGAGUUUAACCGUCUCGAGGAGCGCGUGCUUUCUGCUGUAUCCCAGCAAAUUUUGGCGAUCCAGAGUGGAGUGUCGUCAUUGAAGGUUGGAAAGAGCACUGAUGUCGUUAUGAACGGUGGCAGCUCCAGCACUACGAUUGAGCUGCUGGGUAAGAGCGUCAAGCUGAAUCCUGAUGUGGGUAUCUUCGUGACUAUGAACCCGGGCUACGCUGGACGAUCGAAUUUACCUGACAACUUGAAGCAACUAUUCCGAAGUAUUGCAAUGGUUGCUCCGGACCGUGAACUGAUCGCGCAGGUGAUGCUUUUCUCUCAGGGCAUUACCACAGCCGAACAAAUCUCUGCCAAGGUUGUCCUUUUGUUCAACCUCUGUGAAGACCAACUUUCGAAGCAACCUCACUACGAUUUUGGCCUUCGCGCAUUGAAGAGCGUGCUUGUUAGUGCUGGUCAGCUUAAGCGAAAGAUCACUCAGUCGCAGGAUAGUGUGGCACCAGCCAACAUCGAGGAACUAGAGACGAAGGCUCUGAUUGGCUCCAUUACGGAUACGAUUUUACCGAAACUCGUUUCUCACGAUGUACCGGUGUUCGAGACACUGCUGACGGGUGUGUUUCCCGGCACCGAAGCUCAUCGUAUUGAGGAAGACAACCUACGUGCGAAGAUCGUGGAGUUGGCGAAGAAGAAUAAUUAUGUCGCGAACGACCAAUGGGUCGAAAAGGCUUUGCAGUUGUAUCAGGUGAUGCAGCUUCGUCACGGCGUGAUGCUUGUUGGCGCCUCUGGAACAGGAAAGUCGAGCGCAUGGCGAGUGCUGAUGGACGCCAUGGAACUUGUUGAUGGCGUAAAGGGUGAAGCACACGUGAUUGACCCCAAGGCACUGUCUAAGGAGCAUCUCUAUGGUGUUCUUGAUAACACAACGCUGGAAUGGACGGACGGUGUAUUUACUCACUUGCUUCGCCAGGUUCUUAACAGCGUAAGAGGUGAAAGUGAGAAGCGGCACUGGAUUAUUUUCGAUGGCGAUGUGGAUCCUGAGUGGGCUGAAAACCUGAAUUCCGUGCUGGAUGAUAACCGUCUGCUGACGCUUCCUUCUGGAGAACGCCUUGAGAUUCCCCCUAAUGUGUGGAUCAUGAUGGAAACGGAGACGCUGCGUUACGCGACGCUGGCUACAGUCAGUCGUUGCGGCAUGGUUUGGUUUUCUCAUGAUACGGUUAAGACAUGCCACAUCGUGGAGCACUAUCUGCUGAAAAUGCGGGAUGACGUAUCUGUCAUUUCGUCGUUCUCUCUGCAGCCAACGGAGAGUGGACUUGCCAAGAAGACCGCACAGACCUACGUUGCUCUUCUGCGAGACCUAAUUGAUCGUGGUGAUGGCAUGCCUUCGUUGAUUGAGAUUUGCUUGGAGCAGGCGAUGGGCCAAACGCACAUUAUGGAGGUGACGACCCUGCGCUUGCUAAUGUCGAUGUUUACUCUGCUUGGAAGGGGCCUGACUCGUAUCAAUGAGUAUAACGAAGGCCACUCCGAUUUCCCGAUGACUGCUGACCAGAUGUCACGUUUCGUGCCGAAGUGGUUCGUGUUCUCGAUUCUUUGGGGAUUCGGAGGCUCGAUGGACUCAGUGAAUCGCAUGGAUCUAUGUGAUUUCGUGGUGCAAACCCUUGAAAACCGCUUGAUGUUCCCUGUUGCUGCGUCGUCGAGCCCGGAUAACACUCUGCUUGAAUACGAAGUGAACAUUGAUGACGGCGCGUGGCGCCAGUGGCUCCGAUCGAUCCCGCAACUGGAUCUUGAGAGCCACCAAGUCUUGUCAACGGAUGUCGUAGUGACAACGGUAGACACAAUUCGCCACGUUGAAGUGCUGAGAGGGUGGCUUUCGCAGCAUCGGCCGCUUAUUCUGUGUGGUCCCCCUGGUAGUGGUAAGACGAUGACGUUGACCUCAACGAUCAACUCCUUGCCUGAGUUCGAAUUUGCAAGCCUCAACUUUUCGUCUGGAACUUCGCCCGAACUCAUUCUGAAAACGUUUUCUCAGUAUUGUGAGUACAAACGUACUCCGAAUGGAAUGAUGCUGUCGCCGAAUGCACCGGAGAAAUGGCUGGUCGUGUUCUGCGAUGAAAUUAACCUUCCCGAGGCUGAUCGUUAUGGAACGCAACGCGUGAUCACAUUCUUGCGGCAACUUAUUGAACAAGGUGGCUUCUGGUUGGGUGGCAAGAACGCUUGGGUUCGGUUGGAGCGCAUUCAGUUCGUUGGCGCUUGUAACCCGCCAACUGACCCAGGCCGUGUCCCUAUUUCACUUCGCCUACUGCGUCACGCCCCUAUUCUCCUGGUUGAUUUCCCGUCGUAUCCGUCUUUAAAGCAGAUCUACGGAACAUUCAACCGCGCUCUGCUGAAGUUGACCCCAUCCCUUCGUUCUUACGUGCAGCCACUUACCGAUGCGAUGGUUGAUGUAUAUGAUAGCAACCAAAAGAAAUUCUCUGCUGAGAUGCAGCCGCACUACAUCUACAGUCCCCGAGAGCUGUCGAGAUGGAUGCGCGCGUUGUAUGAAGCGAUCGAACCGUUGGAGUAUGAAAUCGACGUCGAGACGCUGGUCAAACUGGUUUUCCACGAAGCGCUACGCCUUUUCAUGGACCGUUUGGUGACAUCCGACGAGCAGAAGUGGUGCUUCCACAUGGUGAAGGAGACCCUGAGGAAUCACUUCCCGCAAAGUGCUACUGCUUUGGAGGUGGUGGAGUAUGGCGGCCAGCAUCCAAUUUUGUUCAGUACGUGGCUUUCGAAGAACUACACUGAAGUGACAACGACAGAUUUGCGCAAGCAUAUCGAAGCCCGCUUGCGUGUUUUCUACGAAGAAGAACUCAACGUUCAGCUGGUCGUAUUCGAUUCAGUGAUCGAUCAUGUGCUUCGCAUUGACCGCGUUCUUCGCCAACCGCUUGGACACUUACUGCUUGUUGGAGAAAGCGGCGCCGGUAAGACCGUUCUGUCCCGUUUCGUUAGUUGGAUGAAUGGUAUGUCCGUCUUCCAGAUCAAGCUUACCUCGAACUAUACUCUGGAUAACUUUGAUGACGACCUUCGUGUUGUCCUCAAGCGAUGCGGUUGCGAGGCUGAGAAGAUCUGCUUCAUCUUCGAUGAGUCCAACGUUCUUGAUUCGGCUUUCCUGGAGCGCAUGAACGCUCUGCUAGCGUCCGGCGAAGUGCCUGGUCUGUUCGAAGACGAUGAAUACACGUCACUCAUGCAUGCUUGCCGUGAAGCUGUCCAGCGCGACGGGGUCAUCGUGGAAAAUACCGAAGAUGAACUCUUCCGGUACUUCACAAAACAAGUACAGCGACACUUGCACGUGGUGUUCACGAUGAACCCCGCUUCGGGCGACUUCCAGAAUCGUACUAACACCUCGCCGGCUCUUUUCAACCGAUGCGUGGUUGAUUGGUUCGGUACAUGGAAUGAUCACGCAUUGGCACAGGUGGCGUAUGAAUUCACGAACACGCUUGAUCUUGCGGGAUCCGCAGACUUUGUCAUUCCAAAUGAUGCUGCAGAUGUUUUGGCGAAGCUGAUUCCGCAUAUCGCUACUGGAACGUUCCGUGACGUGCUGGUUGGAAGUAUCGUUCAGUUCCAUCAUGCUGUUCUACUACACAUGCGUCGUCUUCAGAAGCGUCACAUGAAGUACAACCACAUUUCGCCUCGGGAUUACUUGGAGUUUAUCCGCCACUUCGUGUCGCUGUAUUCCGAAAAGCGGGCGCAGCUGGAGGACCAGCAGCUUCACUUGAACGUAGGCGUGCAAAAGCUACAGGCUACUCAUGAACAAGUGGCAGAGCUGCAGGGUCAACUCAGUCUUAAGGAGAAGGAGCUCAAGAAGAAGGACGUUGAGGCUAACGAGAAGCUCCAGCAAAUGGUGCAGGAGCAAAAUGAGGCUGAAAGGAAGAAGAAGGAUACGGAGGAGCUUGCUGCUGAUCUUGCGAGUAAGGACGAGGAGAUUCGUUCGCGGAAAGAGGUCGUCGAAGCUGACCUUGCCCAGGCCGAGCCUGCUCUGUUGGACGCCCAAGCAUCUGUGAAUUCAAUUCGCAAGGCGCAGCUUGAUGAAAUCCGUGCCCUCGCUCGACCUCCUGCUGCCGUUCGCAUGACCAUGGAGGCUGUAGCGGUUAUGCUCGGCGAGUCGAGCUUAGAAUGGGCCGACUUGCGUCGUUUUAUCCGAAAAGACGACUUCAUUUCCCAGGUUGUGAACUUCGACUCCGAAAAGCUUACAGCGCGUCAGCGACACACAAUUCAAACGAACUACGUCGACAAGGUGGAUGAGUUCGACUACGAAAAGGUCAACCGUGCCUCGAAGGCUUGCGGCCCUCUUUACAAGUGGAUUGUAUCGCAGCUCAACUACACGAACAUCCUGCAUAAGAUUCAACCAUUGAGAGAAGAGGUGCAGACCCUGAUUGACACGUCUUCGGAUCUACGUGAAAGAUACGAACAAGCCAAGAAAACUAUUGACGCUCUGGAGGUCCGCAUUGAAAACUUUAAGCACGAGUAUGCAGCGUUGAUCAAUGAGGCGCAGGUGAUCACGAACGACAUGGCAUCGGUAUCGAAGAAGGUAGAACGCUCAGUGGCGUUGCUGAAGAGUCUGCUUCAAGAAAGCGAGCGAUGGGAGGCUGGCUCCAAUGAUUUCGAUACCCAGAUGAAGACGCUCGUGGGCGACACAUUAUUGUCCUCUGCGUUCCUCACAUACAUCGGCUUCCUUGAUUUCCAGCAGCGCAAGAUUCUUGUGCAAGAUUGGCGAGACAUCCUCGACUCAAUGGGCAUCAGCACGAAGCCCCAGUUGAGUUUUGUGGACUAUCUGUCCCGCCCUAACGAACAGUUGGAGUGGCAGAUGAGUGACUUGCCCUCGGACGAGCUGUGCUACGAGAAUGCCAUUAUCCUGCAGCGCUUCCACCGCUUCCCACUGAUUAUCGAUCCUUCCGGACAGGCGAACAACUUCAUUAUGAAGUACUACAGCCUCAAGACAAGCACGAAAAUUGCGCAGACGUCGUUCUUGGACAGCUACUUUAUGAAGGUGUUGGCCAGUGCCAUUCGCUUUGGCACUGCACUUCUGGUUCAUGAAGUGGAGAAUAUUGAUCCGAUCCUGAAUCCAGUGCUGAACCGAGAGCUUUACAAGACGGGUGGACGUGUGCUGAUUCGCUUGGCUGGAGAGGAAAUCGACUACUCGCCAGAUUUCCGACUCUUCUUGAUCACAAGAGACCCAUCUUGCCGGUUCUCGCCUGACAUUUGCAGUCGUGUGACGUUCGUGAAUUUCACGGUCACUCCCAGCUCCCUUGAAAGUCAGGGCUUGAGCAUUCUGCUCAAGAGCGAGCAGCCGGAAGCAGAGGAGAAACGGAAUAAUCUUCUGAAGUUGCAGGGCGAGUACCAAGCAAAAUUGCGCGAGCUGGAGGACUCGUUGCUUCAGCAAAUCAAUAAUGUGCAAGGCAACAUUUUGGAUGAUGAUCGGGUAAUCAACGCUUUGGAAAGCAUGAAGGCGGAAGCAGCCCAGAUUUCGCAGCAAGUGGCGGAAACGGAAUCGACGAUGGCGAUUGUGGAGACAGCGACAAGCCGCUACCGCCCGCUUGCGAAGGCGAGUUCUCAGCUGUUCUUCGCGCUGGAGAACCUGUCAUCGGUUCACUUCCUCUACCAGUAUUCGCUUGAUUUCUUCCUGUCGUUGCUGUCUAAGGUUUUGGCCCAGCCGACUGAGGGAGGAGAUUCGGUGCGACUUGCCAGUAUUUCGAAGGGUCUCUUUGUGCAGCUUGCCAGCCGAGUCAGCCGAGGACUUGCCGAGAACGACAAGCUUAUGUUUGCUCUAAGACUAUCGCAGAUUUACUUGGCACUGGAGCAGCAGAGUGCUGCUGUUGCUGACGCCAAGACGACUAUGGAUGAUAGCAGCGCGUUUGAUGGACCUAGUGAUGAGGAUAUGGAUAUACUUCUUGGAAGCUCGUCUACCUUCUUUAAGGCUGACAAUGGCUCCCAGCGCACUGAACUUGAGCAAUUGCUAACGGCUUUCUCGAAGACUGAAAUGGACCAGCUAAUCAAGUUGAUGAAGCUGUCGACGUUCAAGCACCUGGAGGAGCACGUGCGCGAGCAUGCUAGCGAAUGGAAUGCCUUUGUGAAGACUCCCUCAGCGGAGGAAGCACUUCCAGCUGACUGGGAUGCGACUCCGCGCCGUGCAGCAUUCCGAAACAUGAUUGUGAUUCAUUUCUUACGGCCUGAUCGAAUCACAUUCGCGUCGGAGCGAUACAUUGAACUGGACACGCAGGCAACGCGUGGAGUGCUUCUGUGCUCUACGACUGGUUUCGACCCAAGCGCGCAGAUCGAUGAGCUCGCGGCAGUUUUGCAGAAGAAAUACAACUCGGUGUCCAUGGGUUCAUCGGAAGGUUUCGAUGCGGCUGAGAAGGGGCUCAACACGGCGUUGAAACAUGGCACCUGGCUGCUGCUACGCAACGUGCACUUGUGCCCGUCGUGGCUUGUGAGCGUGGAGAAGAAGCUUUACAACGCGCGCGAAAGUGUGCACCCGAACUUCCGCCUAUUCCUGACCAGCGAGAUCAACCCGAACUUGCCGGUGAAUCUCGUCCGCAUGUGUGAUAUCUUCGUGUUCGAGCCACCGAGCGGCAUGAAACUCAGCAUGGUGCGAUCGCUAGACACGGUGGCUGCUGACCGCAUGAAUAGCUCACCAGCCGAGCGUGCACGCCUUUACUUGCUGUUGGCUUGGUUCCAUGCGCUGGUGCACGAGCGACUGCGCUACGUGCCAAUUGGCUGGUCGAAGACGUACGAGUCCAGUCAAUCCGACUUCAGAGGUGCAUGCGAUGUUGUUGAUCGUUGGGUGGACUCUGGGAAUCGCAGGCCUAGAUGA